This is a messenger RNA of Lichtheimia ornata, 396 nucleotides long. RefSeq names its product peptide methionine sulfoxide reductase B2, chloroplastic. Gene Ontology annotation, molecular function: peptide-methionine (R)-S-oxide reductase activity. Bases 1 to 396 code for a protein of 131 amino acids. Gene Ontology annotation, biological process: protein repair; response to oxidative stress. The record is from RefSeq and is a predicted model, not a curated record. The transcript is spliced from 5 exons. NCBI's taxonomy places the organism in Eukaryota, Fungi, Mucoromycota, Mucoromycetes, Mucorales, Lichtheimiaceae.
AUGGCAACAAAAGUCAACAAGACCGAUUCAGAAUGGAGAGCCAUGCUUUCUCCCGAGCAAUUUAGAGUGUUGCGUCAAAAGGGCACUGAACCUCCUGGUACUGGUGAAUACAAUAAGCAUUACGACAAAGGUGUGUAUCAUUGUGCCGGCUGUAAUGCACCGCUCUAUGUUUCGGAUACCAAGUUUGACAGUGGAUGUGGAUGGCCAGCAUUCUUUGACGCUAUCCCAGGUGCUAUCAAUCGCCAUGAAGACAACUCUCUUGGUAUGAAGCGGAUUGAGAUUACUUGUGCCAACUGCGGUGGCCAUCUUGGUCAUGUAUUCCAAGGCGAAGGCUUCAACACCCCUACAGAUGAACGUCAUUGUGUAAACAGUAUUAGUUUGCGUUUUGCAAAAUAA